Molecule: messenger RNA, 825 nt
Organism: Psilocybe cubensis
Lineage: Eukaryota; Fungi; Basidiomycota; Agaricomycetes; Agaricales; Agrocybaceae
Exons: 2
Coding region: 1-825 (274 amino acids)
Biological process (GO): mRNA splicing, via spliceosome
Cellular component (GO): U2-type catalytic step 1 spliceosome
Source: RefSeq, a predicted model, not a curated record
AUGUCAGAACGCAAAGUACUCAACAAAUACUUCCCACCGGACUUUGACCCCGAGCUCAUCUCGCGGCGCAAGCACCCCAAAAACUCGCAACAAGUAGUGCGCCUAAUGGCGCCCUUCUCCAUGCGGUGCAACACCUGCGGGGAAUACAUCUACAAAGGCAAAAAGUUCAACGCGCGCAAGGAGACCGUCGAGGGCGAAGACUACCUCGGCAUCAAAAUCUUCCGCUUCUACAUCAAAUGCACGCUGUGUUCCGCAGAGAUCACGUUCAAGACCGACCCGCGCAACACCGACUACACCGCUGAGCACGGCGCCUCGCGCAACUUUGAGCCGUGGCGCGAUGAAAAGGCCGAGGAGGAGGACCGCCUCGCGAAGCUAGAGGAGGAGGAGAACAAUCCCAUGAAGGUGCUCGAGAACAAGACGAUCGACUCGAAGCGCGAGAUGGACAUUCUCGAUGCGCUGCAGGACAUCCGCGCGCGGAAUGCGCGGAACGAGCGCGUCGGUGCGUCGGACGACUUGCUCUCGCGGCUGGCGAUGCGCGAGGUGGAGGAUGAGGAGGAUAAGGAGAAGAAGAGGCUGGAGGAGGAGGAUGAAAAGUUGGUUGAGCAGGUGUUUUCAAAGGUGCCGGCGUCGGGGUCGACGACGGUGACGGUGAAGCGGAAAGCAGACGACUACGAGCCGCCGGCACAUACCCUCCUCUCGGACUCGGCGCGUUCGCUCAUCGCCUCUACAGCAACACUACAGGCAGCAAAGAAGCAGAAAACCAACGCCAAAAACUCACUAGGGAUCAAAGUGUUGAAGAAGCCUGCCAAAGCCAAGCCGACAUGA